CGCGGUGGGCAGCCCGCCUCCUGCCACCCUGGACCCUGAAGCUGCCGCGGUGGGCAGCCUGCGCCUGCCUCCUGCCGCCCAGGACUUCUCACCUGCCGAGGCGCUGGAGAUGGAUGUGGAUGCCAUCAGCGACAGUGGAGCCGACGACCGUCAGCAGGAGAAGGCCGCUGCCCUGCAGGACGCAGCAGGGGUGACGCGCCUCGUCAACGUGGUCUGCCGCGAGGACCCCAUCUGGAGCCUCGAGCUGCUGCAGCGCGCCGCAGCCACAGUGGAGGAGCUCCGCUUGAACUUCCCCGACGAGGCCCACCUGCUCGCGGUGCACGCCAUGCCGCGGCUACGGAGGCUGGAGGUGACGGGGAACGCUUACGCGUGCGUCCCCGAGCUGCCCGCGCCUCUGCCGGGCGCCGGCGUCCUGCAGUGGCUCCGGGUGGACGGCCUGCCCCGCGCCACGACGCAGACCUUGCUGCGGGCGCUCGGCCGCUCGCUGGAGGUGCUGCAGAUGGGGGUGGGCACGGCGGGCGACGGCGAGUGGCCGUUCAGCUGCGACGACCUGCCCUCGCUGCUGGAGCAGUGCGGCCUGCGGGCGCUGCGGAGGCUCGUGCUGGGCAGGAUUGUCGGCUGCACUCACGCGGCAGCCCCGUGCGACCGACAGCGUGCCGACGCGCGGCGCGUGCUGCCAGGGGCCGAGGUGCUUUGCAACUGGUGUGACAGUGUGGCGGGGGAAGUCGUCUAGCACUACGAAAGAUGUAUGUACUGUACUUUACCAACCUCAGCUGCAAUAGCUAGGGCUGGUUACAGCCGUAUAUUCUAAGCCCGGGCUGUGUGGAAUGGUUGCUACCAUUAACCAAAGAGCAGCUACGUGGAUUUCAUGAGUUGAGCGUAUAACUUAUAAUAAAGAUGACAUGUAAAAUGUUAUAAAUAUUUAUCUUAAACUAGCCAUAUGUACGCCAGACCACGUCUCACGUAACAGGCUUCGCGUUAUCUCACGAAACACUUACGCUGCGACGCGCCUGGCGCACAUAUACAGCUAGGCCUGCGGCGCUGACACCCGAGACGAGUUAAUAGGAGUGUAUACGGAAAUAGGGCCUACUGGCCCCCAAAUUUGACAUGCGCUCUUUGCAUUUGUCGGGGACAUUUUACUCCAAAAUUAGGGAAAUGAAACUUCGCAUGUUUUAUAUAUUCAUUAAAUGUUCUAAUUUGACAGAUUGUUAUGUAACAUUAAACGUUUUAGUAGGUAAUCGAGGAACCCUUGAGCCAAAAGGAGGGUGUUGUUCGACGAUAAAUGUGUCGUAUAUGUAUUUCUUUACAAUAAAUUUUUCGUUAUAAAGCCUU
This is a messenger RNA of Frankliniella occidentalis (western flower thrips), 1332 nucleotides long. RefSeq lists its product as uncharacterized. The record is from RefSeq and is a predicted model, not a curated record. The transcript has 2 exons. Bases 110 to 733 code for a protein of 207 amino acids. Lineage: Eukaryota; Metazoa; Arthropoda; Insecta; Thysanoptera; Thripidae.